UCUGAUAAAUCUUCAUAAGUUUUGGUAUUGGCUUCACAAAAAUUGACUGUGAAAAAAAUGGGAAAAUCGUCCUUACAGUACCUGACCUUUGCCCCAUUCUAAACUUCAGUACCUCACGUUCAGAUAAUAUCAAAACCGUACCUCAGGUUCUAACCCCGACCGAAGAAUGGUACCUGGAGCCGUUAGUUCCGUUACGGAAGCUGACAGCUGUCAUAUUUUGAUCAUUAAAUGACCAAUUUACCCUUAUUUUUUAUUUUCCUUAAUUUUCUUCAUAUAAUAAAAAAAAAAACAAUUUGUUUUUUUUUUUUCUGGGAAAUCCCAGCCACAAAACCCAGAAACCUGCUUUCUCUCCAUGACGACGUCGUCUCAGUCCAACAAUCCACUCCCUCCUCCAGGGCUUUGCUCCCUUGGAGGACCCGGAUCUCGUUAUCGCUUCUGUCAAAGUUAACGGACGCCGCUCGCCGACCAAACGGCACCAUCAACCGCGGUCUCAUGAGCUUCCUCGACUUACGCUCCUCCGCCACUCCCUCAGCUCCCUACAAAGGCGUCACCACCUCCAACGUCACCGUCCACCAAACCCGCAACCUCUGGUUCCGCUUCUUCGUCCCCUCUACGACGUCGUCUUCCCCCGCCUCUUUACCCGUCGUCGUUUUCUUCCACGACGGCGGCUUCAGCUUUCUCAGCCCCGACUCCUAUGCCUACGACGCCGUCUGCAGCAAAUUCCCCCGCGAAAUCCCCGCCGUCGUAGUCUCCGUCAACUACCGCCUCUCCCCGGAGCACGGCUACCCCUGCCAGUACGAUGACGGCCUCAACGUCCUCAAAUUCCUCGACCAAAACCCCGACUCCCUCCCCGACCUCGCUGACUGCUCCCGCUGCUUCCUCGCAGGAGACAGCGCCGACGCGAACAUUGCCCACCACGUGGCGGUGCGAGCCUGCCGCGAGCCGUUUCGGGUCGUGAAACCAAUCAGGUUGAUAUCGAUCCAACCGUUCUUCGGCGGCGAGGAACGGACCGAGUCCGAGAUCCGACUAGAGGGCGCGCCGCUGGUGUCGGUGACGCGAACCGAUUGGCUGUGGAAGGCAUUCUUGCCACAAAACCCAGAAUCCUGCCACAAAACCCAGAAACCCGGUGGCUUCGUUGAGACUGAGGAGAUUUGAAAGAG
Molecule: messenger RNA, 1160 nt
Organism: Rosa chinensis
Lineage: Eukaryota; Viridiplantae; Streptophyta; Magnoliopsida; Rosales; Rosaceae
Product: probable carboxylesterase 18
Exons: 1
Coding region: 229-1155 (308 amino acids)
Biological process (GO): pollen tube growth
Molecular function (GO): carboxylic ester hydrolase activity
Source: RefSeq, a predicted model, not a curated record